Notolabrus celidotus (New Zealand spotty) is the source of this 4224-nucleotide messenger RNA. Its product is annotated as phospholipid phosphatase-related protein type 5-like. The record is from RefSeq and is a predicted model, not a curated record. Gene Ontology annotation, molecular function: phosphatidate phosphatase activity. Gene Ontology annotation, biological process: phospholipid dephosphorylation; signal transduction; phospholipid metabolic process. Lineage: Eukaryota; Metazoa; Chordata; Actinopteri; Labriformes; Labridae.
AUGUAUAUUUCAUUAUAGCUUACUCAUAUUUCAUUAAUACCACAAAACACUUCAGGCUCAUUUUCUCCUGAUUAAUUGCUUUCUUAAUAUGCCCAAAUCUGGGAUGAGAACUCCUGAAGUACUAGCGUAACAACGUCUUUGGUGAUGGUCAGUGUUUUAGCCACCUAAAUGACAUCUUUGCUAACCUGGGCUUUAUCUUCUUUAUAAUCCCAUUUUGCAAAAAAUCUGAUUAAUUCUUUAUUGCUGAAAUUCCCCAGUAUGGCAAUUUGAAGCAAGGAUGUCCUUGGCUGUGAUCCACAGCAGUGGUGUAUGAAAUGAGCACAUCCACGAACUCGGCCUACUUCUGAUUCCCCAAGACAAGAGGGAGUCUUUACAUGAGCAGCCAGAUAGUGGGAGCACACAGGCUCAUGUAUCACACAGCUUUCCCUAAACAUGCCGAGGGGCUUCACAGUGGCAGCGCGGCGGAAGUGAGGGUCUGGUUUUUUGCUUUGAAAGAGACGAGAGGGGGCAAGGAAAAAAGAAGCAAGGCUGAGACCAGAACGCAAGCAAGGAAUGGGAGUCCACUGCAGGAACAAAUCCUUGUAGAGACGGGGACUCGGAGGAGGCAGCGGUCACUGAGCAGUAGCAGUAGCAGCGCAGCAGCAGAAGCUUCCAACACACAGAGAUUUAAGAUGAUUGGCGGCCAGCUGGCAGCACAGAGAAGGCCGAUGGGGACCCUUUCUGAAGACAGAAGCCUGCAGAAGACCAGCACCUACAUCGUGCCCUGCUUCCUCUUUGUGGAGCUGGUCAUCAUGGCAGGAACCGUUCUAUUGGCGUACUACUUUGAGUACACGGACACGUUCCCUGUACACAUCCAGGGCUUCUUCUGCUUCGACAAAGCCUACUCCAAGCCUUACCCUGGACCAGAGGACAACAGCAAGGCGCCACCCGUCCUCGUCUACUCCCUCGUCACCGCCAUCCCCACUGUGACGAUUCUAAUCGGGGAAGUGACCACCUUCUUUGUGAAGUCGGAGGGAGCUCAGGAGAAGACCAUAGUGACUGCUGACUGCUGUUAUUUCAACCCUCUCCUUCGCAGGAUCGUACGUUUUCUGGGUGUCUACUCCUUUGGCCUCUUCACCACCACCAUCUUUGCCAACGCAGGUCAAGUGGUGACAGGGAACCAGACGCCACAUUUCCUGACAGCCUGCAGGCCAAACUACACAGCUCUGGGCUGCCAUUCUCCACUGCACUACAUCACAGAGCGCCGCGCCUGCACAGGAAACCCAUACCUGGUGGCGUCCGCCCGCAAAUCUUUCCCCUCCAAAGAUGCAGCACUCAGCUUUUAUUCAGCCAUCUACACAGUGAUGUAUGUGACCCUGGUGUUCCGUACCAAGGGGACUCGUCUGACCAAACCCACCCUGUGCCUGGUGCUUCUGUCUCUGGCUGUGCUGGUGGGAGUGAUGAGGGUGACUGAACACAGAAACCACUGGAACGAUGUCCUGGCUGGGUUUAUCACCGGAGGAGCCAUCGCUGCCUUCCUGGUUUCAUGUGUGAUCAACAAUUUUCAGCAGACCCAAAAUGCAACGCAGACUCCUCCACCUCCACAGCGUCCAGAGCCUUCCAUCGGGCUGCCCCUCCUUACCCUGCCCCGUGUGGAGAGUCCACUCGAAAAGCUCCAGGGUUACCGUAUUCUGAGAUCACAUGACCAUCAGCCAAUCCCAUCCCCCACCCCUCCCGAUGUGCUCCUUCCCUCACGGCGUUGCCUCACCAGCGCAGUCUAGACCUGCCCAUUGAAGUCACCCCACCUUGCCGAGCUCACCCUGAAGGACGAAAUACUCUCAGACGAGUCAAAUCCACCCAGGUCUAAAGGUCCAACCAAUCACAGAAGGCAGAACAGGAGCACAUGCUCACAGCAAGCAUGGUUGAAACCUGUCAUCUGCUAAGGACCGAUAGGAGAUGGAUACAUGUCUCCCUGCCCAAUUCUGUCCUGUUUGUUCUCCAAGAUGGCCUCCUCUUUCUUUCAGGUGAAAAAGACCCAAUGGAAGACUCGCCAAAGCCAGAGCUGAUGAAGCAAUACUGUGUCCUAUUUCCUUGUCCUGUUGUUCUAAAAGAUCUAACAGUGACUCAAAAGACUGUUGGCUGGUGAUGACUUGAUAAACACUUGAUCAUUUAGAAAAACACAAAAGAGUUUGGGUUUUUUUAAUGAUCAAAGGACAUCCUUAUCACUGGAUAAUCGUCCUCAAAAAGACCAUUUUUUAACACUCAGGACAAUAAAAUGCGGGGAAAGGAUGGAGAACGAAAACUUUCAUGUCAUCAAAAUGCAGGCACUGUUGAGUGUAACAGUACAGAUCUUUUUCUAACUUAGAAGAGACUCAAUCAAAGAAGAAAGCACCUUUGGGAUAAAUAGCACAGAAGAACCUUUUUAGAGUUCAGUGAACUGUGUUUGUAUCUUAUUUGUUUUGGGGAAUAUGUUUUUUGAUCUGGCUGCUGACUGUACAGAAGAGAGAUUUGAACACACAUGCUGUGCUUGUGACACCAAAUUUGUUUUGGGGCAUCGGUUUAUUCAUACCUGAAGUGAAGUGAAUGACAUUGCCAUAUAAUUACUAUUCAGGUGUGUGUUAAUAAAUGUCUGUAGGUUAACGUCAAAGCUGUGAAAUAUUCAGAGUUUCAUCCAAUAUUUACAACCUAUAAUCAUAUCAAGUUUUUAUUUAGCUUGUGGAAAAAUCUCACUUUGUCUUGACUUCAACACCUUCAGUAUGUUCAAAUCUGUUCAUUACUUGAUCAAAUUCAAUCUAAGUUUUUGUGUUUUGCUCAUUUGGCUUUGCAUAAGCAUUUUUCUCUGACAACAUUCAGUAGAUGGGAAAUUCAAAUGCUGGCAUGAUGUGGAACUGCUGUGUUUCAGGCUGUAACGACAUGAAAAGAUACAAUAAGAUAUGACACCAUACCAUACAAAACCAAAACAAGGCAACACGAUGCGACACAACACAAUACUAUUCUAUAUCUAUCCAUACCAUAACAUGCUACAUCAUACCAUAAAGUAUGAAACUGUACACUAUAGUACAAUAUAAUUAAUAUUCAGAUUAGAUUUAAUCUUAAAGUUAUUUUAUAGGUAACAUUAAUUACCAUUCCAGCAUAUGCUGUUUCCUCAAAGUUAGCUAACAGGUCAUGAAAUAUUUUUUUUACCUUCAAUAUGGUCAGAUUUCCCACCAAAACUUCCAUGUAUUUAAUGUCUUUGUAGUCACUGACAGAUCUAGGAGCAGUGACAUGAUAAUAAUUUGUCCUAUACCAUACAUUUAUAUCACUUACAACCUGGUACACAGCAGUCCAACAUUAUAACAGUACUUAAGGUUCCCAAUCUGAGCAUGAAGUCAGAGGAAAAGGGCUUCUGUCGGCAUAUGGUUAGUUGCAUCUGAUGUUGUUGCCUCUGUUCAUUCAUGGCAUUGUUUCAGUUAUUUACAGAUUUUCCUGCAACAGUCAACCAUCUAUUUUCUCACACUGACUUUAAAAAGCCAGUGUGUACACAGAGGUAAGACCUCUGAGUUUUGUAGAGUUUUGUACAGUAUAUAGGUUUCUUUACACACUAUAUAAACUACAUUAUUAAUUCGUCUAACUUGUGUGCACAAGUUGACACUGUCUGAAGUUGUCUUGUAGGUACACAAUCUGAAGCAGAAUGGUAUAGAAGUGAAGAAUGUGAAAUCCAAAAGAGUACAGCCAGUGUGUUUGGCUUACGACUUGCUUUGGUUCUGCACCAUUCAAAAAGACACUGAAGGCAGGGAGACGAGUUAGAGAGACAGCAAUAGGCUAUAUAAAGAAGACAAUGCUAUGGAUUUAUCGUGUGUGUGUGUGUGUGCGUGUGCGUGUGAAUGGGUGUACAUUUUUGUGUGAGUGCUUGCUGGGAUUUGUGUGUAUUUUUUAAUGAGCACAUUGUAUGGCAGCAUAACUGUUAAUUUGGUUAUCUGUUUUCUUAAGUUAAACUGUCAAACGUAGCUGCUAUAAUGACACACCUGUGCUUGUGUGUAACUGCAGGCCUUUAGGAGGACCCCUGCUGAGGCGUCCUGUCAAUGCCUGUUACAGCAGAAGGUGCUCAUUACAGCUCUGAGAUUACCUUCAGUAAAACUCUUCAGUAUGAAUUUUUGUAAACAACUGAAGAGGUAUAAAACACCAUAACUGUCCAAAUAAUGUUACUUUCAUGUCAAAACGUCUCUGUUUUGUAUUUAUUUACCAAAAUAAAUCGUGAUUACCACA